UCCAACCCGAAUAAACACGGACCCAAAAAGAACAAACCCGAAUAAACCGGUCCGAAAAAAUUGAUCCCCGACUUUAAAACAUUAAUAUCCAAAACAAUAAUUUGUGUGCUCUAUAUUUUAUAUUUUAUUUUAUAAUUUGGUUAAAAUAUAUUUUUAUUAACGAUCUUUGUUAUUAUUUUAUAGCAUUUUCAUUAAUAUGAAAUUUUAAAUGUAAAAUUAACGUUUAAAAUGUUUUAUUUUAAGUAAAAGUAGUUUAUUUUAAGUUAUUUUGUGAAAUUUUAAAUAUAUAUGACAAAUUUUAACUAAAUUUGAUGGAGUUAGGGUAUUUUGUGUCAUUUUCAGAUACUAAGUAUCCGGACUCGAAAAGAACCUAUCCGAACCCGAACCAGAAAUUAUAAGUAUAUAUUAGGUCCAAAUGUCUAGGAUCCGGAUCUGAGAGGAAUGACCCGAACCCGAUCCAAAGAUCCUAACGUCCGCUGCCCGGGCCUAAAUUUUACUAUUAAUCUCCUAGAUUUAGCACUUGGCAGACAAGUUGAUAAGUCAGGACGAUUAUCUGUUGGCGCCAAAGAAAAUGCUGUUUACUUCUGUUUGGUUGUCAUUGAUAUCAUCGUGCAUUUCAUCAACAGUACCGGUGUCGCCUGUCUACAUAUGUAUUUAACUGAAGAAUACUGACUGACCGUAACUAUAAUACAUGUAUGAAACACGUGACUGGUAAGCAAUCAUAAUCAUUUAUAAGCGAAACCAAAAAAAACUUAUAUAAAUAAUUGAUAUUUUGAUGUGAGGGACCUGCAUGCACCUAGAAGAAGGUGACAAAGUUCAUGGAUCUGUGUUCAACAGAGAUCUCAUGAUUUUACACCUUUAGUUUAUUUUCCUUUAUGCGUUGUCACACUUUUGUAUCUUUCUUUACAUUUUCCUUUUGUAUUUAGCGGUUCUACUAAUUUUCCGCAGAUAUUUUUUUUCUCAAGUUGGACAACAAUACACUGAUAGUUCCAGUACUGGUUCACGUGUAGGAAGACUCGUAUCAGAUAUCAACCAGUGAUAUGAAGGUUUGCUUGCACAUGUAUAGUCGGUGCUAAUAUAUUCUCCGAUUUAAAGAUCCAGUUUAAUUAAAUUUGAUCAGCAGAUCUAAAAGGCUCUCCUCCACGUUAUUUGUAGAAAGCCGACAAAAGUACUAACUAAAAGUAAUAAUAUGUUUUGUUUCAAACAUUGUCCUAAAUCAAAAACCAUUUGUUUAUGACAACAUUGAAGGUUUGGGGGAGAGGUUCCCUUGUCCAUGUAUGUAAUGUAUUGUGCACUUAUCUAUUUCUAUCUUAAGGAUUUAACAAGUAAUGUGAUAAGGGAGGUAAGGACACUGCUUCUCUAUCUUACACCUCUCAAGUAACCUGUUUAUGUUAUGUACAAUCCACUCACAGCUUCUAUGGCUUCACCUCACAAUACCCUGGCUCAUCCUAUUGGUUCACCUUCAUUGGCUUUAGUUUCUGACGUGCUUGCGGGUAGACACGAUCUUUCUGAAGACAACAGCAAGUUAUUAGAUAAGCUAAUGUUUAUUUGGACAUAAUUAACUGUGAAGAGAAGCUGCCUUACCAGUGACAUUGGUGAUAGCAUCAAAUUCUUUUGAGCAGCAAGUGCUUUUAAGUUGUUACCAGUACCUAACAUCAACAAGCUCCUCAUAAGCUGCUCCUGAUUUUUAGGACUAGGAUACUUUGCCGCAGCUUCUUCAAAAGCAUGCAAGUCGCUGGGAGUGAGACAAGGGAGCGAAAGCAAAACCUGACAACAAUUGAAUAAGCAGUCAAAACCAAGGCAAAUGAAGUGGAAUCGGGACUCGAUCUGGACACAGCCGGAUGAAACAUUGGUUUUGGCCCUCAAGUCCUUACGUGUUCGACAAAUGAAGAAUUUUCAUUUAGCUUUGAUGAUUUCUCAGGGAACACCAAUGAUGCUAAUGGGAGACGAAUAUGGACACACCCGAUAUGGUAAUAACAAUAGCUACGGACAUGAUACUGCUCUCAACAAUUUCCACUGGAAAGAGCUCCACGCAGAGAAGGAGAGCCAUUUCAGGUUCUUUUCAGAGUUGAUUUCCUCAGCAAAAGCGUGAUUACGUGGCAUGAAGAUUAUUGGGACAAUCCUGAGAGCAAGUUCCUAGCUUUCACGUAAUUGACAAAGAUGUCUCAUUCUUUCUAUUGUCGCUUCUAACUAUUUGAUUAAUAUGUAAAACUCUAAAAUAGACGACAUUUCCAUUCAAAAGAUACAAUAUAUACAAAUAUAUAUAUCGAGCAAUAUGGUAAGUGUAUGUUUGUUUAAGGUUUU
Molecule: messenger RNA, 2304 nt
Organism: Brassica rapa (field mustard)
Lineage: Eukaryota; Viridiplantae; Streptophyta; Magnoliopsida; Brassicales; Brassicaceae
Product: isoamylase 3, chloroplastic-like
Source: RefSeq, a predicted model, not a curated record